AUGGAUAUCAACGAGGAUGGGCAUGUUCAGUUCACCGAGUUCAUCGAGUGGAUUUUCGACACAGGCACCAACUCUUUCAAGGGCGCUCUGGAGAUCGCUGAGACCACGGACGGUGCAAAGACCCUGGAGUGGUCCGUGGCAGAUAUCCAGCUACCCAUUGCGGCUCCCGACAUUCGGACAGAGCUGGAGAUCAUCGACGGCUUUGCCAUCGAGGACGAGAUCAAGAAGAUGGACCCUUACGAUCUCAAGAAGCUCGAAUCGCUCACGGUCGUACCGGACCCAAUCCGUCGAGUCUUAGAGGCGGUGUACUUGCUUUUGCUGCCCUCCUCGGGCCUGCCAUCUAUCAGUGCCUUGACGCCGCCCGAAUGGUCGGGAAUACAGGACAUGCUGAAAGACAGUUCCACAUGCCAGCGCGUCAUGAACUUCAAGGCAAGGAAGGAAGAGAUGAAAACUCGGCCGCUGUGGGGCAGCUAUGCAGCACGGCGGUUUUUCACCGUGGAGAAGGUGGAUGCAGACAUCGCGGAGCUCGAGGGCGAUCCCCCCAGGCCGCUGAGCUACGAGCGGGUCCUGAGCUCCUGUCAAUCGCU
Symbiodinium necroappetens is the source of this 587-nucleotide messenger RNA. The record is from the annotation of a GenBank genome assembly. Lineage: Eukaryota; Dinophyceae; Suessiales; Symbiodiniaceae.